This is a messenger RNA of Colletotrichum karsti, 1740 nucleotides long. RefSeq names its product amidase. The transcript has a single exon. Bases 1 to 1740 code for a protein of 579 amino acids. NCBI's taxonomy places the organism in Eukaryota, Fungi, Ascomycota, Sordariomycetes, Glomerellales, Glomerellaceae. The record is from RefSeq and is a predicted model, not a curated record.
AUGUCAUCGCCGUCGUCGGAAGCACCGUGGAUCCCCAUCGCCCGCCGGAAACAGGCCGAUCGAGCCGCCUGUAUCCCUGCGAAAUGGCGCCUCCCGCCGAACGUCAUUCCGAGAGACCCGCCUGAGCUCCGGGACGGUCCCCAGAAUGUCAUCAAUAUUCCCCGUCAGUUCCUUUCCGGAUUCGAGAUCUCCGUCACCGAGGGUUACACUAUCCCGAGACUUCUCAAGGCAAUUUCAUCUCAGGCCGUCUCCGCCGUCCAAGUUGCUGAGGCCUUCUGCCAUCGUGCCGCAAUCGCACAGCAGCUCACGAACUGUCUCACCGAUCCACUGUUCGAUGCCGCCCUCGAGCGUGCCGCGUUUCUCGACAAGUACCUCAAAGAAAAUGGCAAGCCAUUUGGUCCGCUCCAUGGACUUCCUGUUUCGGUGAAAGACACGUUCAAUAUCGCCGGCGUCGACUCAUCUAUGGGCCUAGCGUACUUAUGCUACAAGCCCGCUACGCAAAAUGCGCCUCUCAUCGACCUUCUGCUCUCUCUCGGAUGCGUCAUCAUAGCAAAGACAAACAUCCCACAGACUCUAGCGAGUUUGGACUCCGUCAACAACGUCUUCGGCCGAACCAUGAAUCCCAUCAAUCGGCUAUGCACCGCAGGCGGUUCAUCCGGCGGAGAGGGUGUGAUGGCUGCCAUGAAGGGCUCCAUGAUUGGCAUCGGCACAGACAUUGGUGGCAGUAUCCGUAUCCCGGCUAUGUGCAAUGGAGUCUACGGGUUUAAGCCCUCGAAUGGUCGCGUACCAUACGGUGGGCAGGUUCUAACGGGUAUCGAAGGGAUGAGUCGCACUUCGGUCCAAGCCGUGGCAGGGCCCAUCGGGCGCAGCGUCGAAGACAUUGAUACUCUCCUGCGAGAGGUCAUGCCUCGUGCCGCGUUAUGGGGAGAAGAUUGUAUGCCGACGCCGUGGUCUCUCACACCUCGCAACACUCGUGCUUCGGGAAGCGGCAAGAAUGGUGAACUAGUCGUCGGGGUGCUUCGGAGUGAUGGAAAUUGCAGUCCUCAUCCACCCAUCGUCAAUGUUCUGGACGAAGUCGCCUCUGCCCUCGCGAAAAUGGGCAACGUCAAGGUUAUCCCUAUUGAAACUCCCAAGGCAUUGACAAAGGCCCAGUCCGUCAUGAACAAACUCAUGGGCGUCGACGGGUCCGGUCCGAUGGCGGACAUGAUCGAGGCCACGGGGGAGCCACUCGUUCCGUGGACAGCGUCUCGUUUCAAAAGAGGCAAUCCGCGAUCACUCACGCAGGUUGCGGAGUUUCAAGCACAGCGGGCCCAGCUUGAGCGUGAGAUGCUGAAGAUAUGGGUUGAGGAUGACGAGCACGGCCGCAGGAGACAGAAGAUCGAUGCGAUCGUAUGCCCCGUGGCGCCGCAUCCCGUGCCACCUAUUGAUCGAUACAAUGCGGUCGGCAUAACGAGCAGUUGGGUGCUGCUUGACUAUCCAGCUGGAACAGUGCCGUUGCGCCAGGUCAUUCAGAGUGAUCUGCAACUUGGAAGGACCCAAGGCGGAAAGAUCUUGAGUAGCUGGGACGAGAGGAAUCGUGAAUUAUGGGACGAGGGCAAGAUCGAUCGUAGGAUGUACCUGGGUACACCUCUCAGCGUUCAGGUCGUUGUGCCGAAGCUGCAGGAUGAGAAGCUCAUUUCAGUUAUGGGCUGGGUCGACGAUGCUUGUAAGGCAAGUAGUGGUAUCAAGCAGAAGCUGUAA